This is a messenger RNA of Cyprinodon tularosa, 1129 nucleotides long. It is a transcript of the gene sid1, whose product is annotated as secreted immunoglobulin domain 1. The transcript is spliced from 2 exons. The coding region runs from base 45 to 446 and encodes 133 amino acids. NCBI's taxonomy places the organism in Eukaryota, Metazoa, Chordata, Actinopteri, Cyprinodontiformes, Cyprinodontidae. The record is from RefSeq and is a predicted model, not a curated record.
AGAAAAACAGCAGCACGAUCAGAUCAACUUCCUCACUCAGUCCGAUGAAGAUGUUGUAUGUGCAGCUCUCUGUGAUCCUUCUCUUCAAUCUCAGAGGUUUACAGCAGCAGGCAGCCACCCUGCCGGAAUCCACCAUCCUGGUUGGAGUCGGGGAGGACGCCGUACUGCAGUGCCCCCUACUGGACAGGUACAACGGAACCACAGCCUCCCCUACAGCUGGCCUGGCCACCCUCAGCUGGUACAGGAAGACAGCAGGUCACAGACCCACACUGCUGCUCAGCCUCAGCCCUGUUAACGGCUCCAUCGUGAGGUACGGAGAUGGCGUCAGUCCGGAUAAAGUCUCUGCUGCAGCCAAUGGGUCAUUGUUGCUGCGGGGCUCUGAACAAACCGACUCAGCCGUUUAUUACUGUGGCAUCAGUCAUGGCUCUGAGAAUGGCAAGAACUGAAAACCACACAACCUGAGAGAGAACCAAUGAAUGAGUUCUUCAGUCAUGAAUCAGCCCCAUACCAGGCCCAGAGAAUCCUUAAGUUAAGAAGACAAAAAGAUAAAAUAUCAUAUAAUGAAUGGCUUUAAAACAUGUUUUUACAGUUCCUGAUAAUAAAGUUUGUAUUUUAUUUUUACUUGCUCCUAGAACAUAGUUCUAUUUGGGCCAAAAUGUCAUUCCUUCUUUGUUGCUUAGUCCGGUUUUGAUAAAAGGGCUUUUAUUUAAACUAGAUGAGAAAGAGAGAAUCAUGCUGGUAACAGGAGGUGAAACUGAUCUGUUAAGAAAGGACUGUGGCGUUUUAACCAUGUUUACUCUGCUGCAACCUACAAAGAAAGAGGCGAGACAUUUUGAAUUGGUCUUCUUUUAAAUGAGUGAAAAUAAUUUUUAAGGCUUAAUUAGCUGUAGAUAAAAGAAAAAGUUGCUUUUUACAGAUUUGAUUUUAGUAAAGGAUUUUUUCUCUGUGUGUCUUUUUUGGCAUAUUAUACACUGACUUUUGUUAGAUAGGCUGUCUGUGUGAUUCUGUAUUAUUGUUUUAUGAGUGCUGGAGAAUCAAAAUGGCUCCCUCUUCUAAUACUUUAACCUUUUUUACUGUUCUAUACCCUAAAGUACAUGGUUGAGGUAACAAAAGUCAAUAAAUAAACAUA